AUGCAGCCAGGUGGUUACUCGCAACUUCAGGGGGUUUACUUACAGAACGGUUACAACACACAGCAGCAGCAGCCGCCGGCAACGCAGACCCAGCAGUGGCAAGACGAGUGGACGGUUCUAGCAGAUGGUGACGUAAUCGACGAGCCUCGUUACCAGCCGUCCGUUCCCUUCCCUCUUUCGCGAUCCGUUACUGCCGGUCCGCAAGCGCCUAAGCCGUUAAAGGACGGGGUGUCCCGGACCGCAAGGCAGCAGAGGGCUUUGGCGGAGAGCGUAGGGGGAUCAUACGAUGCUGAGUUGGGGAGAAGCGAAGGGGGUUUUCAAACAGAGAGGGUUCCGACUCAGGCGCCGCCUGCGGAGGUUAUGCUUCCGCGGAGCAAGUCGGAAGCGGGUAGGGGCGGGGUUGCGCUUAGGAGGGGGAGAGCCCGCGCAGGAGCAGUGACAAUAGGGUCGGUGGGCUCUGAGGCGGAACUCGCGCAAGGGGUGGUACGGCGGGCGUCGCAGGGGGAGCUGGCUGCGGAGGAGGGGGGUGAUCAGGUGAACGUGGUCGCACAGAGGGCGCGUGCGACGGGUGCGAAGGAACGGAGGCGACAGCCGAGCGAGGAUAGCGCCAGCAGCACUAGUGACAGCAGGGGUAGCAGCGGAAGCUCGGUGGGAGGUAUGAGUAUGAUACACUCCCAAGCGCAGCAGCAGCAACAAGCGCAGCAGACGCAGCAGGAGCAGCAGCCGCAGGAGCAGCAGAUGCAGCAGAAGACGAAGCAGGCGAAGCAGCACAGGAGAAGGAAGUCCGGGGGGGAUGUGACGGCUGCUGCUGCUGCUGCUGCUGCUGGUGGUUCUCAGGCCGGGUUGCCUGCAGGAGGGGAAGGCAUUGCGGGCGGUGGGGGCUAUGCCGAGCACGCCAAUGGAGGCAAUGGUGCUGGGGGAAGUGAUGGGGGGUCCCAAGGUGUCGCCUUCUCAGGUGGAGGCUUUUCCGGUGGAGGUCACCUAGGAGGCAACGGCUGGGGCAGGGGUGGCGUGGAAGGGGGGCCUGCAGCGUUGUAUGCGUCCCUGCUGGCUGUACACCCGCCCCUGAUCUCCAAAUCCGGUCGACAGGUCGUUCGGUGCCAGUGGUGCUCCCAGAUGCUGGCAGUGCCGGCGCAGCUGCAGCCGUCACACAAGGGCAGGCAGAAACUGCGGUGCGGCAAGUGCAUGCGCGUGUCUAAGUAUGCUGUCAUUCUGCCGCCGCCCGACAUGCCUGGCCUACCCCUCCUUAUUCCUGUUGAGAGCGCACAAGAAAAGGGUGAUGUGCAGUCCCAGGUGCAGUUUCCAGAGCAGCAGCAGCAUCAUCUACAGCAGCAGCAGCAGCAGCAGCAACAGCAGCAUGAGCAUCAGCUACAGCAGCAGAUGACCGUGCAGGGUUCCCAGGGGAUCGAGCAGGCGUUGAUAGAAGGGGAGGUCGCUGGGGACGACAAUGAGGACGAACAGUGGCAGCAGCAGCCGGGAACCCUGCAGGUACAGCAGCAGCAGUGGGAAUUGCAGCAACAGCAGUUACAGCAGCAGGCACAGCAGGUGCCGAUGCCAAUGCAGGUACAGGCAGGUGGCAUGGCAGGACCGCGGUUCCCUGCUUCAAGUGCUGCAAUUCCAAAUGCAGCCAUUGCAGGUGCAGCCGUUGCAGCAGCAUCCUUGCUCACGGGUGCGCCAGCCUACCAUGGCAUGGCACCACAAGACAUUCAGCCAAUGCUGCAGCAAGGGUUUCCACAGGGAGGGGGUUUCCCUGGCGCCAUGGGCCAGCAGCUUUCCCAGCAGCGGCAGCAGCAGCAGCAACAGCAGCAGCAACAGCAGCAGCAGCCGUUGCAGCAGCAGCAGCAGCAGCAGCAGCCGUUGCAGCAGCAACCAUUGCAGCAGCAGCCAUUGCAGCAGCAGCAGUUUGGUCAUAUUCAGGGAGGUGGGGGUUUGGGUCCAAUUGGGCAGCAGCAGCUACAGCAGCAGCUGCAAUGGGUAAAUAGUGUGCCCCCUUCUGCUUUGAAUGGGGCGGUGCAGCAGCUGAAUGGCAUGGCCCUAUCCAGUGACGCUCAGCAGCAGCAGCAGCAGGGGCUGGCAGCUCAGCAAUCCCUGCCUCGCAGAGCAUCACAGGGAGCAGCAGGCGAAGCUCAGCCUUCAGCCAAGCACGUCCGCAAGUCCAGUGGUGGUUCUGACUCCAGUACCAGUGGUGUUGCACCUGCUCUCAGAAUGCCUAGUACUGGAGCGGCAGCAGCAGCAGCAGGAGCAGAGGGAGCAGGAGGAGUGAUGGCAGCAGCAGCUGUGGCAGACGAGAAUGGACAGGAGUUGGUCCCGAGGACCGCAUCAGGGAAGCGGUUCCAGCGGCAGGCACGGGACAUGCUGGCAACAAGACGAGUCACCGUGGGUUCGGGCGGCAAGCUGGCCACCGUUCCUUCCUUCCGUGCUGCUCCUCAGAUACAGGGAGGGACAGCAGGAGGAGGGGCGGCAGGAGGAGGGGCGGCAGGAGGAGGGGCGGCAGGAGAUGGUGCUGGUGGAGGGGGAGGGGAGAUGUCGCUGCGGCGAACAUCAACAGAGAGGAAGGGAGCGAAAGGGGUAGAGGGAGGGGGAGCAGUGGUGCUGAUGCCACGGAGCAGGACGAUGAGUAUGGGUGUGGAGGCACAGUACCGGAGAAAGGUGGUUGUGAAUGGGGUGCCUGUGCCGGACCAGAGGGUUCUUGUUGCAGAGCAGAGGAUUGGGAAGAUCGAGCCUGGGAAUUAUUGGUAUGACUGCAGAGCUGGGUUCUGGGGGCCUGUUGGGAGUGCGUCCUUGGGCGUCAUUCCAGCUUUCAUGCGCGAGCUAGGCAAUGCCCCUGUGUCCAUGGAUUGCUCCGGUGGCAAGAGCAAGAUUCUGGUGAAUGGACGAGAGUUGCAUCGAAAGGAUGUCAAGGUUCUGGCAGAGAAGGGUUUCCCUGAGACAUUGGGAGGCAGGUAUACGCUGGAUGCGGAUGGCACUCUGGUCAAUGAGUUUGGACGAGUGGCGGCUAACCUUGGGAGCCUGCUGGAGGAUGACAAGGAUGGCUUAUUUAUGAAAGCUGGGUCAGAGAUCAAGGUCAAGCAGAAGAAAUAA
Molecule: messenger RNA, 3081 nt
Organism: Closterium sp. Naga37s-1
Lineage: Eukaryota; Viridiplantae; Streptophyta; Zygnematophyceae; Desmidiales; Closteriaceae
Source: the annotation of a GenBank genome assembly